This is a messenger RNA of Tachysurus vachellii, 2295 nucleotides long. RefSeq names its product PHD finger protein 19 (gene phf19). The record is from RefSeq and is a predicted model, not a curated record. The transcript has 15 exons. Gene Ontology annotation, biological process: regulation of DNA-templated transcription; chromatin organization. NCBI's taxonomy places the organism in Eukaryota, Metazoa, Chordata, Actinopteri, Siluriformes, Bagridae. Bases 253 to 1941 code for a protein of 562 amino acids. Gene Ontology annotation, molecular function: chromatin binding; DNA binding. Gene Ontology annotation, cellular component: nucleus.
GUUGCGAUGACGAAGGGGGCGAUGAUAAUUACAUAAGCAAAACGUAAACGAUUCGCGGGAAAAGGUGAAAAAAUGGCGACUCGCACAGAGUCUGUUUGCGCGUCCAGCUGAAGCUGGAGAAACUUUUAUGUCAGUGAAUAUGGAAAUAUCGCACUGAGAGUGGAGCGACGACAUUUUUCGCCAGAGAUUAUUUUAUCCCCCCUCUGGGAAAGGAGAGGAAACAAAACGGAAAUCUAGACGAGCGUGUUAAGGAUGUUGGAGGAAGCGUGCCGGGAUGAAUACCUGGCUGUAGGUGAGGAGGACCUGGAGGCAAAGCGGCUGCUGCCCAAGCACGACAAAAACUGCGUUGACCUGGAUUGCGAGCUGAUUGUGGGCCAGUAUGUGCUCUGCCGCUGGUCUGAUGGCCUGUAUUACUUGGGCAGGAUCCAAAGGAUUAGCUCCUCAAAGCAUAGCUGCUUCGUCACGUUUGAAGACAACUCCAAGUUCUGGGUGCUUUGGAAAGACAUACAACACGCUGGCAUUCCGGGAGAAGAGCCCAAAUGCUAUGUGUGCUCCGAGAUGACUAUGGUGUCUGAGAAUAAAAUUCUUAUCUGCGGAAAAUGUGGAAUUGGAUACCACCAGCUGUGCCACAUGCCGCAAGUGGAGAGCUCAGCUUACAUCGCGAUUUGGUUCUGCAGAAAGUGCAUUUUUGCCUUAGCAGUCAGAAAAGGGGGCGCACUAAAGAAGGGCCCGUUAGCCAAAUCACUGCAGGCCAUGAAGCAAGUGCUCACUUACAAUACUGAGGAACUAGAGUGGGACUCUCUGCACCGCACCAACCACCAGCAGUGCUACUGCUACUGUGGGGGCCCUGGAGAAUGGUACCUGAAAAUGUUGCAGUGUUUCCGCUGUGAGCAGUGGUUUCAUGAAGCAUGCACACAAUGCCUGCAAGAGUCCAUGAUGUUUGGAGAUAGGUUUUACUUGUUCAUUUGUGCCAUGUGCAAUAAGGGAGUGGAGUACAUCAAACGCCUGGCUCUGCGCUGGGUGGAUGUGGUCCAUCUGGCCCUGUACAACCUGGGAGUACAGAGUAAGAAAAAGUACUUUGAACUGGAGGAGAUCCUCAGCUUCAUCAGCAACAACUGGGAUCAUUUCCAGCUGGGCAAGCUUGCCAACACGCCUCCCUCAGAGAGAGGCCAGCUCAUCCUCGAUGCUCUUAACAACUACAAAAGCAAGUUUCUCUGCGGAAAAGAGAUCAAGAAGAGGAAAUGUAUCUUUCGGCUAAGGACAAGAGUCCCCCCGAACCCCCCAUCCAAGCUCUUUCCUGAAAAGACCCCGAAAAGCGAAGGACACCGAGGCUACAAGAAAGGAGCAAUGCGCAACGGUUGUGCUCCUGCAGAGAAGCAGAGGAAGAAGAGGUCUAAGUGGCUGCUGGAGGAUGCUAUUCCCAACAACGAGAUGACGUCCACCUGGAGCUCCAAUCACCACAUGGCUAACAUCUUUGACUUUACGCUCGACGAACUGCAGAGCUUGAAAAGUACUAGUUCAGGACGGACAUUUAGUCUAGAUCAGGACUCCACAGAUGCAGCGAGCACAUCAGGCUCUGCCACUACCAGCGUGUCCUACGACUUCAGGAAGAACGUGGGCAGUCGGAAGAGGAAGCUUCCUUCAUGUAACUACAGCGCUCUGGCCAGUAAGCGGGAGGCGAUCGAGAGCGAGCUGAGUCCGGCAGGUACGCCAGUCGCCGAGUCCGGGGACGUAAUUGGCAGUGCCAUCGACAGCCACACCUUUGAAAGCCUGAGCGAAGAUGACACGUCCCUCUCACACCUCAAGUCGUCUAUUACCAGUUACUUCGGCGCAGCGGGGCGGCUCAGAUGUGGUGAAAAGUACCAGGUUCUUGCACGCAGGGUCACGCCAGAGGGCAAGGUGCAGUACCUGGUGGAAUGGGAAGGCACCACGCCUUACUAAGUGCCACUUACCUGAGGGCAGAAGAAUGGAGAGAAGGUUCACGAUGGGGUUCUUCACUUCCAGGCCUGGGGAGUCACAGUGGUGUACAGUCCAGGAUUCAGAAAAAUUGAUCAGAUGAAUUGGACACAGAUGUCAAACUGUCUGACAUCAUGUCAUUGAGAUGAUAGUUAAAGUGAUGUCAUGGAAGUCUCUUCUGGAAUUCUGUGGACUGUCAGGUUUGGGAUUGAAGAACACUCGAGCAAACGGUCAUAGAAAGUCACAAUACUUAAAGUAAUUAUAUAUAUAUAUACACACACAUAGAUACACACACACACACACACACACACACACACACACACACACACACACAUAUAU